ACUUCCUGGUGGAGCUGGAGGUGCUGGCUCUUAGGGGGGAGGCGCUGCGGGGGAGGGGGGGGAGUUACUUCAGGGCCUCCAGCCUCGGGGAGGCCCUGCUGCUCCUGGAGGAGGUGCAGCGCUCUCCUCUGGUGUACCAGCCCCCGACACGUCCCCCCGAUGCCCACGGACGCAUGCGCUGCUACCCGGUCCUGCCCGCCCGGCUGGCCUGGCUGUUCGCCACGCGCUCCGUCUUCCUCUACCCUGAGCUGCUGCCCACGGCCAGCCUGGCCCCGGCCCUCUACCGCCCCCGCAAGGCCGGGGUCUUCACUGCUGCUGAGGACUGUCUUGUGGUGCUGGGUCUGAGGACCAUGGAGGGGACUGCGCAGCCGGUUCAGCUGGUGUCUCACUUCCUGGUGCGUAGGAGCAGCGCUCAGAUACGACAGAGAAUCCUCCAGUGCUGUCGGGCCGGGGUCCCCAACAACACCAUCAAGAUGUACCGGUCCCAGCGGGCCGUGGGUUCGAUGCCGGCCGCCUGCAGCCGCAGGGUGGAGCCAGCCGGACAGCGCCCCCCGGUGGAGAGGGACCAGAGACUGCUGCCUGCCUGGCUCUCAAGGAGUCUGCCAAUCAUCUACUCCUCGCUCCAGACCGUAGCGCCUAGCUCCUCCCCCCUCCAGACCGUAGCACCUAGCUCCUCCCCCCUCCAGACCAUAGCACCUAGCUCCUCCCCCGUCCAGACCGUAGCACCUAGCUCCUCCCCCCUCCAGACCGUAGCACCUAGCUCCUCCCCCGUCCAGACCGUAGCGCCUAGCUCCUCCCCCCUCCAGACCGUCGCACCUAGCUCCUCCCCCCUCCAGACCGUAGCACCUAGCUCCUCCCCCCUCCAGACCGUAGCACCUAGCUCCUCCCCCCUCCAGACCGUAGCACCUAGCUCCUCCCCCCUCCAGACCGUAGCACCUAGCUCCUCCCCCGUCCAGACCGUAGCACCUAGCUCCUCCCCCCUCCAGACCGUAGCACCUAGCUCCUCCCCCGUCCAGACCGUAGCACCUAGCUCCUCCCCCCUCCAGACCGUAGCACCUAGCUCCUCCCCCCUCCAGACCGUCGCACCUAGCUCCUCCCCCCUCCAGACCGUAGCACCUAGCUCCUCCCCCCUCCAGACCGUAGCACCUAGCUCCUCCCCCCUCCAGACCGUAGCACCUAGCUCCUCCCCCCUCCAGACCAUAAUACCCACUGGUGUCCGGCGGUCGCGGCGUUGCCAUAGAGUCCUGCUCAGCAGGAGGUUCAGCGUCCCGGCAGGACAGACGUACCCCCCCCUCCUGCCCCUCAACCUGGCCUUCCAACGCAUGGGCUUCGUCCUGGUGCAGGCCACCGGGCCCGCCCCCACCCCUGGCCCCGCCCCCACCCCUGGCCCCGCCCCCACCCCUGGCCCCGCCCCCACUCCUGGCCCUGCGGCUCUUAGUCCUGCUACUCUUAGCCCUGCUGGCAGCCCUACUGGUAGCCCUACUGGUAGCCCUACUGGUAGCCCUACUGGUAGCCCUGCUGCUCUUAGCCCUACUGGUAGCCCCGCUGCUCUUAGCCCUACUGGUAGCCCUGCUGCUCUUAGCCCUACUGGUAGCCCUACUGGUAGCCCUACUGGUAGCCCUGCUGGUGGUAGCCCUGCUGCUCUUAGCCCUACUGGUAGCCCUGCUGGUAGCCCUGCUGCUCUUAGCCCUACUGGUAGCCCUACUGGUAGCCCUACUGGUAGCCCUGCUGAGAGGAGGAGGAGCCUGAGGUGGAGGACUGGGUCCAGGGUUAAGAACCAUCUCCCAGAACCAGGGGAGGGGGAGACAGACACUGGGCAGGAGGGGGGCGGGGGAGGAGGAGGAGGAGGAGAGGGAGGAGGAGGAGGAGGAGGAGGAGGAGGAGGAGGGGGAGGAGGAGGAGGAGGAGGAGAUGAAGGAGGAGGAGGAGAUGAAGGAGGAGGAGGAGGAGGAGGAGGAGGAGGAGGACAAUGCAGGAGUCCCUCCUCCUCUGUCUGGGCCGACAACGUCCGCCUCGGCCCGUCUGGAGACAAACUGGUUCUGUGGACACGGGAGUUGGACCGUUCCAUCCUGAUGAGCUGUCAGAGGAUGGGAGCCAAUCAGAACACGUUCUGCCUCCUCGCCGCCCGCCUGGGGAACAAAACGUCCAAUCAGGUCUGUGAUCGUUUCCACCAGUUGAUGAAACUCUUCCAGUCCGCAAAACAGAAAUCCUGCUCCCCGGCCCAUCGGCCAAUCAGAUGCCAGGAAGCACCCCAUCUGCCAAUCAGAGACCAGGAAGCAGCCCCUGACUGAAAACUGGCCAAUCACGCUCAAGCUUUUUGUUCGAACUACAACUCAUCGACGGACGUCCGAUUCCUGGAUGUACCACUAUAGCCUACUGGUUAUACUGGGAGCUGCCCUUACCACUAUAGUCUACUGGUACAACUGGGAGCCAACCAGCACCGCUAUAGUCUACUGGUUAUACUGGGAGCUGCCCAGUCCUACUAUAGUCUACUGGUUAUACUGGUAGCUGCACUGCUAUAGUCUACUGAUUAUACUGGGAGCUGCACUACUAUACUACUCAAAGCCACCCUCCAUUUAUACUCCUCCAGCAGGACGUGUGUCACUUCCUGCCCUGUGUCACUUCCUGUUGGGCCAUCAACCAAUGACUGACCAGAAUUAGUUGAGUUGUUUCUUUGGAAUGGUUUUGGAAUAAACAUGAGAUUGAAUGUG
This is a messenger RNA of Gadus macrocephalus (Pacific cod), 2711 nucleotides long. RefSeq names its product GON-4-like protein. The transcript has 9 exons. Gene Ontology annotation, molecular function: transcription coregulator activity. The record is from RefSeq and is a predicted model, not a curated record. Lineage: Eukaryota; Metazoa; Chordata; Actinopteri; Gadiformes; Gadidae. The coding region runs from base 174 to 2291 and encodes 705 amino acids. Gene Ontology annotation, biological process: regulation of DNA-templated transcription. Gene Ontology annotation, cellular component: nucleus.